Molecule: messenger RNA, 1239 nt
Organism: Huiozyma naganishii CBS 8797
Lineage: Eukaryota; Fungi; Ascomycota; Saccharomycetes; Saccharomycetales; Saccharomycetaceae
Gene: IDP2
Product: isocitrate dehydrogenase (NADP(+)) IDP2
Exons: 1
Coding region: 1-1239 (412 amino acids)
Biological process (GO): isocitrate metabolic process
Cellular component (GO): mitochondrion
Molecular function (GO): NAD binding; isocitrate dehydrogenase (NADP+) activity; magnesium ion binding
Source: RefSeq, a predicted model, not a curated record
AUGGCUGUCACGAAGGUUAAAGUUAAGAACCCGAUCGUCGAAAUGGACGGGGACGAACAGACCCGGAUCAUUUGGCAUCUGAUCAGAGAGAAACUGGUCCUCCCCUAUCUGGACGUCGAUUUGAAGUAUUUCGAUUUGGGGAUCGAGCACCGUGAUAAGACCGGGGACAAAGUGACCACGGAUUCCGCAGAGGCUACUUUGAAGUACGGUGUUGCUGUGAAAUGUGCGACCAUCACGCCAGAUGAGGCGCGUGUCAAAGAAUUCCACCUUCACGAGAUGUGGAAGUCCCCCAACGGGACAAUCAGGAACAUACUAGGCGGUACCGUGUUUAGAGAACCAAUUAUAAUCCCCAAGAUCCCACGGCUGGUCCCACAGUGGGUUGACCCGAUUAUUAUCGGGAGGCACGCUUUCGGGGAUCAGUACAAGGCCACAGACACGGUGGUCAAGUCCGCGGGUAAGUUGAAGCUCGUGUUCGAGCCAGAUAACCCGGAGGAGGAGACUUUGUCCCUGGAUGUGUACCAUUACCCUAGGGACGGUGGUGUCGCCAUGGUCAUGUACAACACGAAGGAGUCCAUCGAGGGGUUUGCGAAGGCGUCGUUCCAACUUGCGGUGGAGCGUAAGAUGCCGCUGUACUCGACGACCAAGAACACCAUCUUGAAGAAGUACGACGGGAUGUUCAAGGAUAUCUUCGAAGGUAUGUACGAGAGGGAGUACAAGGAGAAGUUCGAGGAAUUGGGGAUCUGGUACGAACACAGACUGAUCGACGAUAUGGUUGCACAAAUGUUGAAAUCGAGUGGUGGGUACAUCAUCGCAAUGAAGAACUACGAUGGGGACGUGCAAUCAGAUAUCGUCGCACAGGGGUUUGGGUCCCUUGGGUUGAUGACCUCCGUGUUGAUUACCCCCGAUGGGAAAACUUUUGAGAGUGAGGCUGCACACGGGACAGUGACGAGACAUUACAGACAACAACAGCAGGGUAAAGAGACCUCGACGAAUUCGAUUGCCUCCAUUUUCGCUUGGACCAGGGGGAUCAUCCAAAGAGGGAAAGUGGACGGGACUCCAGAUGUUGUCAAAUUCGGUGAGGCUGUCGAAAGGGCGACCAUCGACACGGUCGAUAUCGACAACAAAAUGACAAAGGACCUGGCGCUUAUUUUGGGGAAGACCGACAGGGCUUCCUACGUCACUACGGAGGAAUUUAUUGACGCUGUCGAACAAAGACUGAUCAAGACUUGGCAUUACUAG